UGGCAUAAUAAUUAGCUUUGCGCGGUCUCUUAUUCCCAAGUAGAGAAAGAAGAAGAAGAAGCAAGAGGGAGUCAGAAGAGAGAGAAACGAAAAUGAAGUAAGUAGCAAUGGCGGACAACGGAGAAACCAGUGACAGCCUUCAAGAGCGUCAAGAGCAGGAGGAGGCCUUGGUCGCUCUCAUCGAGCAUCGUACCCGCGAAGUUCAACAUCUCCAUCACCGCCUCUCCUAUUACCAAUCUCAGCUUGAAGAAGCAGAGAAAAGGUUGCUUGAUUCAGAAACUAAGUUGGCUCGUCUUCGAGGUGCAGUGCCAUCUAAAAAAUAUAUAGAUAAUGGAGAUAAAAGUAUUAAGUUGGAGCGCCGAUCAGUUAGUCCUGUUCAUCAAAAUGAAAGCUCUAGCAAACAACUUCAUUCUAAAUCAAUAGUAGAUAAUGGAAUUAAAAGUGUGAAAGUGGAGCGCAGAUCAUCAAGUCCGGUUCGGAAUAAUGAAAAUUCUUCUAGAAAACAAUUGCAGUCUAAACCAGAACUUUUGAUUCCUGCUGUCACUCCAAAAACUUCCGAGCCUUUAAUGUUAUCAGGCUCUAAAACUUCUCGUAGUUCCGCUGCGCAAGCCAGUUCCUCAGUUUCCAAUCUCUCCAACAGUGCUGUCAAAGCAAGAGGAGACAAAUCUUCUAGAGUAUAUUCCGAACGGGAAACUACAAAAACCCAGGAGAAAGGGACUAAAAGAAAGUUUGAACAGAAGGAACAUAAAGAAUUAAUUCCAUUGGUACGUAAUAGCUCAAAACCAUGCAUUAUACGGUGUGACACUAGCAAUCACAUUUCAAGUCAGCACAAGAGAAAACUGAGAGCUCUUGCUUUAUGUCCAGUUAAUGAUCAGCUUUUUGUGACAAGUGCUUUGGAUGGAACAGUCAAUUUUUGGCAAGUGCAAUCCAGGGGUUCAGGUGCAUCUUUGCUUAGUACUACUGAAUGUGCAUCCCAAAAACAAAGGAGAUGGCCAGAAGAUAUAGCUUGGCACCCAGAUGGAAAUAGUUUAUUUUCUGCGUAUAGUGCGGAUGGUGGGGAUUCUCAGAUAUCUGUGCUAGAUCUGAAUAGAACACAAGGGAGGGCUCGCGUUACAUUCUUGGAUGAUAAGCCUCAUGUGAAGGGUAUUAUCAAUAGUAUAAUUUUCAUGCCAUGGGAAAAUGCUCAGUUUGUCACUGGUGGCAGUGAUCAUGCUGUUAUGCUAUGGAAAGAGAAAGAUGACAAUGUCUGGAAAUCAACGGCAUUGCACAGGAAUUUUCAUUCUUCUGCUGUAAUGGGAGUUGCUGGGAUGCAACAAAAGCAUAUUGUACUAUCUGUUGGGGCAGACAAGAGAAUUAUUGGUUUUGAUGCUAAUGUGGGAAGAGCGGAGUUCAAGCAUCAAAUAGAAAGUAAAUGCAUGAGUGUGUUGCCAAAUCCAUGUGACUUUAAUCUAUUCAUGGUUCAUGCCGGGACUCUGGAGAGGCAGCUUCGUCUGUUUGACAUCAGACUGAGACAAACAGAAAUCCAUGCCUUUGGGUGGAAGCAAGAAAGCAGUGAAUCUCAAUCAGCUCUGAUAAAUCAGUCAUGGUCUCCUGAUGGCUUAUACAUUACAUCUGGCUCUGCAGAUCCCAUGAUUCAUAUCUUUGAUAUUAGGUACAAUGCAAGCAAGCCUUCGCAGUCCAUUAGAGCUCAUCACAAACGGGUAUUCAAAGCUGUUUGGCUUCAAUCCCUUCCACUUCUCGUUUCCAUAUCUUCGGAUCUAAACAUUGGAUUGCAUAAGGUCACGUAGAAUUCAUACGAAAGCCACGCAUCUCGUCUCCAUAACAACAAAUCUCUCUUUUGAUUUUCAUAUCUUUGGAUAGGCAGAGGCUGGCAGAGCCUUCAUGUGUCAAUUUUGCUUGAUAUUCCCCUUUUUGGUUCAUUUUGGGGCUGUGGUUUUUACCUUUUGAGCUAGAGGACGUUGAAUUUCUUACAAAAGAACAUAGAAAUGCUGUCAACUAAUCUGAAAUUAAACAUCAAAGUUGAUAGCAAAAAUUAUGUGAAGUUCGUUAUUUGUACAGAACCAGAAGGCAACUUGAAAUGAAAAAAGGGGUGAGCAAAAAUUUGACUUGCA
Humulus lupulus (European hop) is the source of this 2111-nucleotide messenger RNA. RefSeq lists its product as uncharacterized. Gene Ontology annotation, molecular function: protein binding. NCBI's taxonomy places the organism in Eukaryota, Viridiplantae, Streptophyta, Magnoliopsida, Rosales, Cannabaceae. The record is from RefSeq and is a predicted model, not a curated record. The transcript is spliced from 7 exons. The coding region runs from base 108 to 1787 and encodes 559 amino acids.